AAGAGCCGGUGCAGGCGGGGGGCGAACCGCCCCCUGCCCUUCCCUACAGAGCCGGGGUCAGGUGAGGAACAGUCCCCGCCGGGAACUGCUCCCCCCGCUUCCCUGGCUGCACCGCCCCGGCUCGCCCUCUGCCCUUCCCUGCAGAGCCGGGGGCAGCAAGGGUUCGACGAUCAUUCAGAAUCUGAAGUGGAGGAAUUGGAGGACCACACACCUAUAGUUGAAUCCCCACCAUCUCUGGAUGACUUACCUGACGUGGAAGCACCGGCAUCUGCAGCCCAGCCAUCUGUAGUGGAAUUGCCAGUGUCUGCAGACCAGCUGGCUGUCAAGAAGCCACCACCUUCUAAGCACCACUUCCUGCUCAUUGUAUAGUCUGCAUCCAGGGAAAGCUCACCUGAGAUCAGAUCACCUGUGGGUGAACUUCCAGGCUUCAAAGUCAAGAUGCACACCUCUGAAUCCACACAGGAUGGCAGUAACACCGUUGAGACUGUGUUGUCAGCAGCAGAGAUUACAUUUGAAUCAUUGGAGAAUCCAGAGGCUUUUGGAGACCCCUAUCAAGUUGCCAUGAAUUAUGUGGAGGAACAUAAAAUUCUACAGAUAUUUCAGGAUAUCACAGAAAAACUGCUGAUCCAUAAGCCUGAUGACCCCUUGCAGUUCAUAUUGCUGGAGGUGCAGUCUAUGAUAAAUGCCAAGCAAGCAGAACCGGAGAAACUAUCGGAAUAGAACCAAAGAUGUGCAGGUGUUUCCAGAAGACGGCUUGUGCACUCCUUUUCGCCCCCAUUGACCUUGCUGUUGUGGUAUUGCCACACCAUGCCUUCAAAGCACCAUGUAGUCAUUAGCAAUAACUUGGAAAAGAUGUACUUGUC
Molecule: messenger RNA, 863 nt
Organism: Motacilla alba alba
Lineage: Eukaryota; Metazoa; Chordata; Aves; Passeriformes; Motacillidae
Gene: TEX55
Product: testis expressed 55
Exons: 4
Coding region: 439-720 (93 amino acids)
Source: RefSeq, a predicted model, not a curated record